CUCCGCAGGCGGCAGCCAUAUUGAAUACGUCUGACGACACUGUAUUUGGACUGGAUGAGUGACAUAGAAAAUAAACACUAUCUAGAAGUGCUUUGAUGAAUAGGAACUAAACAAUAUUUUUUAAACUUAAUGUUUUCAAAAUUCUACAAAUUUGAUUACAAUCUAUUCUUCAUUUAUUACAAAACUAAGAUGUUUAUGGGCACAUGUAUGCAGAAUUCCAAAUAUUCUUAAUAGUGCAAAAAAGUGAACGUUGGAUACUCUAUAUAACUGCACCAUAGCUUUCAAGAAUUAUAGUCUCCGAGCUGGAUUUUGUUAAAAUAUGUUCCUUCAUUUACAAAUAUACAGUGACGUGGUUAUAAUCACGUGAUCAGAAAGGAAUUUUUACAUGGUUGAAAGUCAGAUCAGCUUAGACAUCGCUCCCAUUGUUUAUACACAAUGAACACGUGAAAUGGAUAAGGGUGAUCUUGAUGAUGACUUUAGUAAACCGUUGUUUGGAAGACCUGAUAAAAGUUCAAAGCUGACUUACAGCUCAGAGUCAGGAGAAGAAAAAAGUGCUUCUGGGUCUGGAAACAAUUCUAGUGAAUCAGGAUCAGAAUCUGGAUCUGGGUCCAGUAAAUCUGGCUCCUCAUCUGAAUCAGGAAGUAGUUCUGAGAGUAAUUCCAAAUCUGAGAGUGAAUCAGACAAUCACAAUGGUCAUAAUAAUAGACCAGAUGUCCCUAUGCCUUACGAUACAGACUCUCAGCAGAGUAGUCCUGGGAAAAGAGGAAGGCCCCAGCGACAGAGUAAUACUGAACUGAAAGAAAUUUUAAGAGAAAAUCCUGAUUUGUUUGGUCUACGCAGAUCUGGUAGAGCAAGACAGGAACCAGUGCGUUACAAUGCACAGGACUCUGAUGAGGAUAGUGAACCUAGAAGCCGGAAAGGGAGAAGGAGGAAAAAUUCUGGUGAUUGGAAUGAGAGUGGUGGUAGUAAUGAAAGCAGUAGUGGAAGUGAAGAUUAUCAUCCUCCAAAAGCUGUUCAGCAUAGACCAGCUAGAAGAGCAGUAAAGGGUAGACGUUCUGGUAGACCUGGGAAGACAAAAUCUGCAGGAAGACCAAAGACCGGACAUCUGUCUGAUUCUGAUUCAUGGAGUGAGGAUGAUGCUAGGAAAUUUGAGACCAGAAAUACCGCCAAGAAAGUCAGGCAAAAGCCUCGUUCUAGAUCUGGGAGAAAACAGUCCAGAAGAGGGGUCUGUUACAAGGAAGAAUCAGAUGAUGUGACAGAUUCAGAUGAUGUCGUAGAAGUGGCACAAGAAGAAGAGGAUGCUGAAGCUGAAAAUAGAGAGACUGUUGAAAGAGUUUAUAAAACAAGGAUGGGAAAGAAAUUAGCAACUGGAAGCAGAACCACCAUAUACAAUGUAUUGGAGAAUGGGGAUCCCAAUGAUGGCUGUGAUCCUAGCAUCAAUGAAGUGGAACAGCAGUUUCUUAUCAAAUGGAAGAACUGGGCAAAUAUCCACAAUACUUGGGAAACUUAUGAAAAUCUCAAAGAACAAAAAGUUAAUGGAUUGAAGAAAUUAGAAAAUUAUCUGAAAAAUUUAAAUGAAAUUAAUGAAUGGAAGAGACUAGCUUCUCCUGAGGAUGUAGAAUAUUAUGAACUACAGAAGGAAAUGAUGGAAGAUUUAUAUGAACAAUACAUAAAUGCAGAGAGAAUUAUAGCUCAUUCCAAUCAGAAAAUGGCCAAUGAGAACAAUGGCUACCCUGAUUACUUUGUGAAAUGGCAGGGAUUACCAUACUCAGACUGUACAUGGGAGGAUGGUGAACUCUUGGCUCGGAGAUUUCAAUCCAUCAUUGAUGAGUAUCAUGCCAGAAACAAGUCUCAAAAAACUCCGUCAAAGUUAACCAAAUGUUUAAAGUACAGACCAAAGUAUCAGCCAUUUAAAGACCAGCCAUCAUGUAUCGGUGGAGUUGAUAAUUUAGAUUUACGAGAUUAUCAAUUAGAAGGAGUUAAUUGGUUGAUGCAUGCUUGGUCAAAGCUUAAUUCUUCCAUAUUAGCAGAUGAAAUGGGACUAGGGAAAACUAUUCAGACCAUAUCAUUUCUACAGAUAAUGUAUACAUAUUAUCAGUUGUAUGGGCCUUUCUUAGUAGUAGUACCUUUGUCUACAUUAGUGGCAUGGCAGAGAGAGUUCAAAAAUUGGGGACCAGAGAUGAAUGUGGUCACUUACCUUGGAGAUAUUUCUAGUCGUAAUAUGAUAAGAGAGUAUGAAUGGCAGCAUGGUGGAAAUAAAAGGUUAAAGUUUAAUGUUAUCCUUACAACAUAUGAAAUCUUGCUUAAAGACAAGUCAUUUUUAGGAGGGGUUUCAUGGGCUGCAUUGAUGGUAGAUGAAGCCCACAGACUGAAGAAUGAUGAUUCACUUCUUUAUAAAUCUUUGUUUGAAUUUAACACAAACCACCGACUUCUCAUCACUGGUACCCCUUUACAGAACUCAUUGAAAGAGCUGUGGGCUCUGCUCCAUUUCAUUAUGCCUCAAAAAUUUGAUAAUUGGCCAGAUUUUGAAGAGAAAUAUUCAUCGCAAGAAAAAGUUGGAUUUGCAGGACUUCACAAACAACUAGAACCGUACCUGUUACGGAGAGUCAAGAAAGAUGUUGAAAAAUCUCUCCCUUCAAAGACGGAACAAAUUCUUAGAGUUGAAAUGUCUUCUUUACAGAAACAGUAUUACAAAUGGAUUUUAACAAAAAACUAUAGAGCACUUAGUAAAGGACUGAAAGGAAAUGCAUCUAGUUUUGUAAAUAUCAUAAUGGAACUUAAAAAAUGUUGUAAUCACACAUCACUGACACGUCCACCUGAAGAUGAUAGCAUGGACAAACUCACAGCGUUAAUAAAAGGAAGUGGGAAAUUAAUUCUGUUAGACAAAUUAUUGACACGUCUGAAAGAGACAGGACAUAGAGUGCUAAUAUUUUCUCAGAUGGUUAGGAUGUUGGAUAUUCUUAGUGAUUAUUUACAACAGAAACGUUAUGCUUUCCAGAGGUUGGAUGGAGGGAUCAGAAGUGACAUAAGAAAACAGGCUUUGGACCACUUUAAUGCUGAAGGAUCAUCGGAUUUUUGUUUCCUGUUGUCAACAAGAGCUGGUGGUCUUGGAGUAAAUUUGGCCACUGCUGAUACUGUGAUAAUAUUUGAUAGUGAUUGGAACCCACAGAACGAUCUCCAAGCUCAAGCUAGAGCUCAUCGUAUAGGGCAGAAAAAACAGGUUAGUGUAUAUAGGUUAGUGACAAAGAACAGUGUAGAAGAAGAUAUUGUGGAGAGAGCUAAACGUAAAAUGGUGCUAGAUCAUCUGAUCAUACAGAGAAUGGACACUACUGGUAGGACAGUGCUGAACAAAAAUCAAGUUCCUUCUAGUACGGCAACACCCUUUAAAAAAGAAGAAUUGGCAGCUAUAUUGAAGUUUGGUGCUGAAGAAUUAUUCAAGGAAGACGAGGCGAAUGAAGAGGAACCUCAGGUGGACAUUGAUGACAUCCUUAAUCGUGCUGAAACUAGGGAAUCAGAACAACCUAUGUUAGGGGAUGAACUACUGUCUCAGUUUAAAGUGGUCAGUUUUGAUAAUCUGGAAGAAGAUGACCCACCGCCUAGUGUACAGGUAGAUGAGGAUACAGGUAAAGAGUGGGACUCAAUUAUUCCUGAAAAUGACAGAAGAAAAAUUGAAGAAGAAGAAGAGCAAAAAAAACUUUUGGAAUUAAACUUGCCUCCUAGAAGCAGGAAAUCUGUUAAACAGCUUCAGGUGGAUUAUGAUUCUGAUGAGAAGAAAAAGAAGAAGAAGAAAAAGGAUGAUGAUGAUGAAGAUGAAGAUGAUGAAAGUGAGGAUGAGGAGGAGGAUGAAGACGAACCAAAGAAACGUGGGAGGCCUCCAGGUGGCAGUAAGGGGAAAAUAAGAGGGUUCACUGAUGCUGAAAUUAGGAGAUUUAUCAAAAGUUUUAAAAAGUUUGGCAGACCUUUGACUAGACUUGAUGCUAUAGCCUGUGAUGCAGAAUUACAAGAGAAAUCUGAGGGAGAUCUGAAAAAGUUAGCCCAGAUAUUGAUGUCUGGUUGUGAACAGAGUCUGGAUGAACAUAACCACAAUAAAGUUAAACAAGAAGAAGAGGCUAGUGUUGAUGGAAUAAAUACUCCAGCCAAGAAGAAGAGAGAAAAAGGACCAUCAUUUAAUAUAUCUGGAGUUGUGGUGGCUGUACAACCUGUCAUGAAAGCAAUGCAAGAAAUGGAACAACUAGAUGAUCUUAUACCUAAAAAUAGGGAGGAAAAGAAAAGGUUUAAGAUAGAUACCCAUGUAAAAGUUUGUCAUUGGGAUUGUGAAUGGAGUGAAGAAGAUGACUGUAGCUUGCUGAAAGGAGUAUACGAGUAUGGCAUGGGAAACUGGGAAGCCAUCAAAAUGGAUCCUAAUUUUAACCUACAUGAGAAGAUUUUGCCAGGGGGUAAAAAUGAGAAGCCACAAGCCAAACAUUUACAUACUCGUGUGGAAUACUUACUCAAGAUGCUGAGUAAGAAAUCAGAAGCUGAUAAACCUGCUCCUGUGGUAAAGAAUAAUUCUGAAGCAAAACCAAGAAAGAAAAGAAAGCCAAAAUCAAAAGCAGAAGUUAUUGAAAAAGAGUCCUCUGACUCGGACAAUAGUGCUAAAGUAAAGUCUAGUGCUAGAGACGACAGUACUAUGGAUAGUUUCCCAGAAAAUCACAAGAAAAAGAAGGAAAAACAUGAAAAGGUAGAACCCAAAGAACAUCCGAUGGAAGUGGAAACAAAAGUGAAAAGUAAAUCUGGAGAUAAACCAAAGAAAGAAAAGAAGAAAAAGAAGAAACCUAAGAAGGAAGAUGGUCCAAUGCAUUUUACUGCCAACACAACCCCUGUGGCUGUGGCCUCUGAAGAUUUUGAUGUUGAACUUCCUGAUGAAGUGUUUAGAAAGUGUAAAGAGAUGAUGAGACCAGUUAAGAGAGCAUUGCGGAAGUUAGACAAUCCAGACGAGGGGAUGUCGGAGAAGGAUCAAGUAGUUCAUACUAAACAAUGCCUGUUAAGGAUUGGUGACAGAAUUACAGAAUGUCUGUCAACACUGAAUGAUCCAGAAAAAAUCAAGACAUGGAGAGGCCAUUUAUGGAACUUUGUAUCAAAGUUUACAGAAUUUGAUGCACGAAAGUUGCACAAAUUGUACAAACAUGCAUACAGAAAGAGAGAAGAGGAGAAGGAAAGAGAAGAGGCUAAAGCACACACCCAGAAUCAUAAUACAUCACAUCAAGAAAAACAUAAACCACACAAGCAUCAAGGAGAAUCAGAUCAUAACAAACAUUCUCAUAACCAUGAUCAGGGUAGAGAUUUCACUAAACAUUCCACUGUAAAUAAUCGUCAUCCACCUGGUAGUAACAUGUCCAACAGGGGGCGUGACCACCGUCCAGAACAUUCAUCUAGUCCAUGGCAGCAUGCCAGCCCAUUACAGAGAGAUGAUGGUCCUCCUCCAAGCAGGUAUGGAGACAAAGGAGGAUCAUAUAGAAGAUCAGAUAACUACCAAAGAUAUGGUGGGGGAGAUCAUUCUCAUCACAGACUUAAUCAUGACCGACGAGAGUAUGGGGCUGGUAACCACUAUUCUAGAGAACAUAGACCAGGACCUAGUUAUGAUCAUGAUCCUAACUAUAGGAAUAACCAUCCUGAGUAUCGAGAGCGUGGACAGGACUUUCAUCAUAGAUCUGACUAUGGACAGUUUGGUCAUAGGGAUUAUGGAGGCUCUGGAUAUAACAGAUCGUCUCAUGAUAGUUAUUCACAAUUUCAUCCAGAAAGAAAAAGGAAAAGUGAUUUAUCAGAUCCACGUGUUCAUAAAGACCCACGUUUAGAAGGACAUGGAUAUCCUGAAUCUGGAUAUUCUGAAUCCAGUAAUGACAGUCAAUUGAAACAUUGAUGUCAUGUGACAUUUGCAUUUACAUGUGACAUUUGUAUUGAUAUCAUGUGACCCAUUACAUAAUUAUCAUUUGACAUUUGCAUUUACAUGUGACAAUAGUAUUGAUAUCAUGUGACCCUUAACAUUAUUAUCAUGUGACAUUAUAUCAUCAAAGUUUAUGAAGUGUUAAUAUGUGUGAUAGAAAAACCAUUGUGUCUUUCAACGAGUGUUUUGAGUUGCAGUAUGUUUGUAUAUGAAAAAGUGAUAUCAGUUGUGUGACAUUUUGUAUUAUAACAUUUAACACAUCAUGACAGAAUUGUAAUUUCCAUUGGCUACUAUCUCAAGGACUAGAGUUCAUCUCUUUAUUGAAUGCUUUUAACAUUUAGCCAUCUCUAGAUUUAGCCAUUGUUAAUUUGGGUUGGCCUAUGAUUUCAAUUUUAUUUUAAAAAUCGAGGUUAAAUCCAGAGGAAGAACUAACAUGUUUAUGGUUUAUGUAAAAUGAAGUGAUGUGGAUUUUAAGUAAGAGUUGAAUAUCUAGUUCAAAGGGGGAAAUGGUCAUAGAAAUAAGCAGAAUUGCCAAUUGUGUUCAUUUUUUUCUCUCAGUUUGCCUGUUAUUGAUAUGAGAACUUCAUUGUAAAAAUCAACUUAAUAACAAGCACAGUCAUAUUUCUGACUUUUUUUAUAAUCUUUAUACAUUUUUAUAAAGCAGUGCAAUAUUUCUUUUUGUAAUUUGCAUUUCAAUUAAAGUCUAAAGCGAGGCAUUUAAAUAUUUUUGUUUCAGUUGUAUGAUUUUUCUUCUUUCAUGAACUUGUGAAAACUUAUUAUUUGCUGUUUAAAAAGAAACCAGAAAUUACAGGAUUUUCUGAAGUGUAUGUUAAAACAUAGGGUUGACACAUUUCAACUUUUUAAUGAAUUUAUAUUUUGGAUAAAUUGCACACAAUCAUUGAAUUAUUGUUAUUUGUUGCUUUUAACAAUGUUUAUGAUUUGUACAUAACUAAUGUUUUUCUUUUGAUACAAAGAAGAACAAAAAAUAUAUUUUACUGUGUAAUGUUUUGUUGAAUGUGAAAAUUGGUUUCAGGCAGGGUACCUGAGCUCUAAAAGUGAUAUAGAGUGUGUGAUAGGCUGCAGUAUAUAUGAUAUACAUUUCAGCAGAUUAUUCUUUGGCUAAGAAAACAAUUCUAGCUACACACCACUAAUUAAAUAAAUGUAUUUUUUAGAAGUCAGAAAAAGUUAAAAUAUAUUUUUUUUUGUCCUCAAUUUGGGGGGCAGAACACAUUUCAAUAAAUUUUAUUUCAACAAAAUGUUAAUUGCAAAAAAGCCAAAAGUUUGACAUUGUUUUUCUAAAUUUUUACUAGAUUAUUUUGAUUACAUUUGACAUAUAUUUUAGUUUCCAUGAAAAGCUGAAGAGUGUUGUUAAUAUGUAGUAAAAAGCAGUAAAAUAUAAGGAAACUUUAGUUCAAAGUCUUUACCAGAAACAAAUCACUCUUUAGUUUUAACUUAAAACAUGUGAUGAGUGUUGAAAAUUAUGUUUUUUGGUAUCCCAUUAAGAAGUUUGUUGAUAAACCACUCUCUCAUAAUAAAACCCAACUUGAAAAAGGGUGGAAUUUUGUUUGUUAUAUAGUGCUACAACAAUAAACAAAUACUGUAAGUUUUUUUUAAAUGAUUUUAUUUUGCUGUUGAUCCUUUAUGUUGCUUAGAUUGUUAGUGCUAGUGCUGUUGUUGAUUAAAACAGAAAUCAGCCAAAGAUUUAUCUACAAAAUGGAUGUUAGGAGGAAUGUGUGAGGAAAGAGAGAGAGGGAAAGUUUAUGAAAGUUGAAAUUAUUUUUUGUAUAAAGAAAUAUUGUUACAAUGAAUUGUAAUUGUGUAAAUAUGAUCAACAAUAGGAAUUGUCUAAAAUAAAAA
Molecule: messenger RNA, 7780 nt
Organism: Mytilus trossulus (common blue mussel)
Lineage: Eukaryota; Metazoa; Mollusca; Bivalvia; Mytilida; Mytilidae
Product: chromodomain-helicase-DNA-binding protein 1-like
Exons: 38
Coding region: 449-5899 (1816 amino acids)
Biological process (GO): regulation of transcription by RNA polymerase II; nucleosome organization
Cellular component (GO): chromatin; nucleus
Molecular function (GO): ATP-dependent chromatin remodeler activity; histone binding; chromatin binding
Source: RefSeq, a predicted model, not a curated record